This is a messenger RNA of Pseudophryne corroboree (corroboree frog), 3655 nucleotides long. It is a transcript of the gene HLTF, whose product is annotated as helicase like transcription factor. Gene Ontology annotation, biological process: DNA repair. Gene Ontology annotation, molecular function: ATP binding; zinc ion binding; hydrolase activity, acting on acid anhydrides, in phosphorus-containing anhydrides. The coding region runs from base 152 to 3118 and encodes 988 amino acids. The transcript has 24 exons. The record is from RefSeq and is a predicted model, not a curated record. NCBI's taxonomy places the organism in Eukaryota, Metazoa, Chordata, Amphibia, Anura, Myobatrachidae. Gene Ontology annotation, cellular component: nucleus.
GCUCGAUGCUGUUUGGCCGAAAGGCGCGAACCCGGAAGAGGCUGUGUGGUGAGAGUGGGUGCUCUGUUAUAUUAGUGUGGGCACCGCUGCAGCUGGCUGAGCAGGAGUUGGUAUAUACCGGGCUGCGUGUGCUGGACUCUCUUGCCGCUGUAUGCUGCACCUGCUCUGUGCCAGCAUGUCUCGGGGAUUCACAAGAAGCUCAGACUGGAGAUUUAUGCAGUACGGACAGUAUGGAGGACAUGGGAACGCCGCAGAACACUUCUCUCCAAGCAGUCUGCCCCCUAACCUGUUCUUUGAUGCAGGACAGUAUAGUGCGCCAUCAGCGGAAGAAUCUACGUCUGCGGAGGACGAUUUAGAUUCUCAAGUUUUAUUUGGCUCGUUGAGAGGGAAUGUGGUGGGUCUGCGUUACUAUGCCGGGGUGGUGAACAACAAUGAGAUGGUUGCUCUUCAGCGAGAGCCACACAACCAAUAUGACAGGAACGCAGUGAAGGUGAACAAUGUAAAUGGGGAACAGGUUGGUCACAUCAGGAAAGAACUAGCUGCUGCCUUGGCCCAGAUCAUGGACAGGAAGUUGGCAAAGGUUGAAGGCAUUGUGCCUUAUGGUGCUCGCAAUGAAUUUACUAUGCCUGUUAACCUGAGUUUUUGGGGAAGAGAGGAACACAAGCAGUCUGUAUUAGACCACAUGCAGAAAUAUGGUUUUAAGCUUGGACCCCUUCCAAAAAGCUCCCUUGGCUUUGGUUCAAACUUACAGUCACAGAGUGCUGGAUCCAGUUACAGGGCUCCAGUGCAAAUGACCACUGAACAGUUGAAGACCGAAUUUGAUAAAUUAUUUGAAGAUCUUAAAGAAGAUGACAAAACACAAGAGUUAGAACCUGCAGCGGCUGUGGGAACCCUGUUGCUGCUUCAUCAGAAGCAGGCACUGGCAUGGAUGGUUUCACGUGAGAACAGUAAUGAGCUGCCACCAUUUUGGGAAGAGAGGAAUAACCUUUACUACAACACACUUACAAAUUUUGCAGAGAAAGAGAAGCCAGAAACAGUCAGAGGAGGGAUUCUAGCAGAUGACAUGGGCCUGGGGAAAACUCUUUCCGUUAUUGCUUUAAUUUUGACUAACUUUCAUGAUGGGAAACCUUUUCCAACUGUGCAAGUCAAAAAGGACACGAUAGAGCAGAACACUGCUUUAGCUGAAACAUCCCUGCCAAGUGAUUUAAUUAAAUUCUCAAGCAGCAAACAGUCACAAAGACAAACCAAAGAAAGAAGUGAAAUUGCUGAUAGCAGUCAAAGAGGUACACGAACUCUCCCUAAAAGGCAGAAAGCCAGAAAGGCCAAGUAUAUUUUCAGUGAUUCUGAAGAGGAGGAGGAGUGGCUCCCACGGAAAAUAAAAGGUUCUCCUGCAUGCAGUCUUGUUGAUGAUGAUCAGUUUGCUAUGGCUCUUUCUGGUACAUCUGGUGGGAAGAAAAAAUCUAAGAAGAAAGGAACUGGUAAAACUGCUCUUCCAAAUUGUGACCUGGGUGAUCGUCCAAGAACAACUCUGAUCAUAUGUCCUCUGUCCGUCCUGAGCAACUGGAUUGAUCAGUUUGAGCAGCAUGUUAAAGCCGAUGUGGAUUUGAGUAUCUAUGUGUACUAUGGGCCUGAGCGCAGCAAAGAUCCAGACGUUCUCUCUCGGCAGGAUGUUGUGCUCACUACUUACAGUGUAGUAACUCAUGAUUAUGGAAGUGAGAGUCCGAUGCACAGAAUAAAAUGGCUUAGAGUGGUGUUGGAUGAAGGGCAUACUAUCCGAAAUCCGAAUGCACAACAGACAAAAGCUGUUCAUAGCCUUGAUGCAGAAAGAAGAUGGGUGCUGACGGGUACCCCAAUUCAGAACUCCCUUAAGGAUCUGUGGUCCAUUCUGUCUUUCCUGAAACUGAAACCAUUCACAGACAGAGAGUGGUGGAAUCGUACAAUUCAGAGACCAGUCACCAUGGGCGAUCAGGGAGGACUGCGCCGAUUGCAAGCACUUAUUAAAAAUGUCACUCUGAGGAGGACAAAAACAUCCAGAGUGAAAGGGAAACCUGUGCUGGAAUUACCGGAGCGUAAAGUUUAUGUCCAACACAUAGAGCUUUCUGCAGAAGAAAGACAGAUCUAUGAAUCUAUGAAGAAUGAAGGAAAAGCGGUUAUUGGCAGGUACUUUAAUGAAGGAACAGUGCUAACACAUUAUGCAGAUGUACUUGCUGUGCUGAUGAGAUUGAGGCAACUGUGUUGUCAUCCCCAUCUUGUUUCAAGCAGAGUGUCUUCCAGUUCUCUCACAGCAAGCUCAACUCCAGAAGACUUGCGCGAGAAGCUUGUAAACAACAUAAAGCAGGUUGUGAGCUCUGGCUCCGAUGUAGAAUGUGCUAUCUGUCUGGACUCUCUGAACAUGCCAGUGAUAACCCGCUGUGCUCAUGUCUAUUGUAAGCCAUGCAUUUGUCAGGUCAUUCACAUUGAGCAUCCAAAUGCCAAGUGCCCUCUGUGCAGAGGUGAGCUACGCCUGGAACACUUGCUGGAUUGCCCUGAGGAAGACUCGAACUCUAGUGAGAAUCAAAAAACAGAUGGAAAGUGGCUGUCCAGUUCCAAAAUAAACGCUCUAAUGCAUGCAUUAACAGAACAGAGUAAUAAAGACCCUUGCGUUAAAAGUAUCAUCGUGUCACAGUUCACCACAUUCUUAUCAAUGAUAGAAACCGCUCUUGGAGCGUCUGGCUUCACGUUUACACGCUUGGACGGCUCGAUGACACAGAAAAAGCGAACAGAAGCAAUUCAGUCUUUCCAGAGCAGUCAUAUUAGCUCUCCAGCCAUUAUGCUGCUGUCACUGAAAGCUGGUGGUGUUGGCUUGAACCUGACUGCAGCAUCUCGUGUGUUUUUAAUGGAUCCUGCCUGGAAUCCAGCCGCUGAAGAGCAAUGCUUUGAUCGCUGUCAUAGACUGGGACAGACCAAGGAAGUGAUCAUCACCAAGUUUGUUGUGAAAGAUUCAGUUGAAGAAAAUAUGCUCAAAAUUCAGAGCAAUAAGCGAGAGCUCGCCGCUGGAGCGUUUGGGGCAAACAAGCCAAGUUCUAACGAAAUUAAACAAGCACGGAUCAAUGACAUAAAGACACUUGUUGAUUUCUAAAAGAUUGCUGCAUGUUUUAUAUUGUUCCGUCAAACAUUUUAGUUCAUGUGUAAUAUUCAGUAUUAAACCGCUGUAGUGGUAUUUUGUACAACAGCUAUGUAACUGGACUGAUACAGUACUUUGCGUUCAUUGCCGUCAAGUAAGUUCUCAAGCCCGAUACUCCGGUACAGAGUAAAUCCCCUCCUGACCAGGAAACGACCAUCGUUCUCUGAGCAGAUGUUGCAGCUGUAGUAUAGUUGGCACUGCUGCUACAAAGGGGUUAUAUUUUACUGUCAUUUUUCUUUUUAUAUUGAUGAGGUCAAAAUGUUACACACGAUACAUCUAUUUGUGUUAUAAAUCGUAGAAUUAAUUCAGUCAGAGCCUUUGUGGCAACUGUCAGCUAAAGUGAGCAAUAUAGUGGUUCAGAUAGCAUGAUUCACAUGUAUUUCUGUUGUAUCUCUUUUCCAUUGAUGGUUUAUGCCUGUAUACUUGUAAGGGUCAGCAGUGGAAAGGUGUUUCUUUUUUUUUUUUUUUUAAUAAAUCCCUACAUUGUCCAUA